AUGGGAAAAUUCGGGAGUAGAUCCAUUGCGUUCCGCCCAAAGGCUUCACCAGCAAGAAAACCUCCCGUAAAAUACUGGAAGGGGCCGUUCCGGUUCUUUGAUCUUCCUCCCGAGCUAAGAGACCACAUCCUGAAGCUUAUCCUGCUCGACUGGGAUUCUACUAGCAAGGAUGCUGUCUACCUUUUCCUUACGAAUAAACGAAUAUACGCGGAAGCCGCUUCGAUAUUUUACUAUGAAGUCCUACUUGAUAAUAUGCAUCUGAAAGGGACCGCUGAUCCAUUCUUGGCCGGCUCACUCACUGCGGUAACUCCUCGGCUUUACGUUCGAAAUCUGAUCAUCAGGUUCUUAAUGAAGGAGCAGAUGCAUCUGUUUGGGGAGGUGUACGGCACAGCUUUACAAGAAAUGACCUCGAAUGGGAAACUCCAAAGCCUACGACUUGAGAUCGGAAGUCGUUUUCCAUGUUACGAGUUCUGGGGCUACGAAGACGAACUGUUCGUGUACGAUAAUAUUCGUAUUGUAGCCGAAAAGUGGAAGGGAAUGGUGAUAUCGGCGCCUCUAUUCAUCACGAAAGAGCCGUUCCAAAACUUCCUCAAGUUUCUUGAAGAGUCCAAAAUCCCUAAGAUCAGAUUAUUCGUCGAUGCCGAGGAUCACUCAAAAUUCUGGUGUAUGUUCCAUCGCCCUCAUCCGUCAGGUAAAAAGUGUGAUGGGGAGUGGAGAGGUAACGCGAAGGUAUUAAAGAUCCAGUGGACGAGUUUAGUCAAGGCUCUUAAAGGCGCCAAAGCUGUAGAACCAGGACAGAAUAAUUGUUAA
This is a messenger RNA of Daldinia childiae, 810 nucleotides long. RefSeq lists its product as uncharacterized. The coding region runs from base 1 to 810 and encodes 269 amino acids. The record is from RefSeq and is a predicted model, not a curated record. Lineage: Eukaryota; Fungi; Ascomycota; Sordariomycetes; Xylariales; Hypoxylaceae. The transcript has a single exon.